Molecule: messenger RNA, 2142 nt
Organism: Gavialis gangeticus (Gharial)
Lineage: Eukaryota; Metazoa; Chordata; Crocodylia; Gavialidae
Gene: UCK1
Product: uridine-cytidine kinase 1
Exons: 8
Cellular component (GO): cytoplasm; cytosol
Molecular function (GO): ATP binding; kinase activity
Source: RefSeq, a predicted model, not a curated record
GCAGGCGGUGGCGGCGCGGCCGAGGCGGAGCGCCCGCACCCCAAGCCCUUCCUCAUCGGCGUCAGCGGCGGCACCGCCAGCGGCAAGUCCACAGUAUGCGAGAAGAUCAUGGAGCUCCUGGGCCAGAACGAGGUGGACCAUCGUCAGCGCAAGGUGGUCAUUCUCAGCCAGGACCGGUUCUACAAGGUCCUCACUGCUGACCAGAAAGCCAAGGCAUUGAAGGGGCAGUACAAUUUUGAUCACCCAGACGCGUUUGACAACGACUUGAUGCACAUGACACUGAUGCAUAUCGUGGAAGGGAAAACCGUGGAGGUGCCCACCUAUGAUUUUGUGACCCAUUCCAGGUUGCCAGAAACCACAGUGGUGUAUCCUGCUGAUGUUGUGCUAUUUGAGGGCAUCCUGGUCUUCUACAACCAGGACAUCCGCGAUAUGUUCCACCUCCGCCUCUUUGUUGACACUGAUUCGGAUGUCAGGCUGUCCCGCCGAGUGCUGCGGGACAUGAAGCGUGGCCGGGACCUGGAGCAGAUCCUUACCCAGUACACCACCUUUGUCAAGCCUGCCUUCGAGGAGUUCUGCCUGCCGACAAAGAAGUACGCUGAUGUGAUUAUCCCCCGAGGAGUGGACAACAUGGUUGCUAUCAACCUCAUUGUGCAGCACAUCCAGGACAUCCUGAAUGGAGACAUCUGCAAGUGGCAGCGAGGGGCAGUGAAUGGGCACGGCCGGCCAUACAAGCGGCCGUUCCCCGAGCAGGCGGAGAGCAGCGGUGUGCUGGCCCCCGGCAAGCGCUCUCACCUGGAGUCCAGCAGCCGCCCGCACUAACCCUGUGGGAGCCCGGAAGCUGCCUAUGUUCCAGACCAACGCUGAAGACAACUUGGGAGAAACAAACCGGUUUGUGAAGUGCCCUUUAAAUGGUCCUAGCAAUGGCGGGGAAGUGUCAGGGAUAGUAGGGGGCAAGAACCGUCUUGCAGAGGACAGCAAGGAGUUGGACCCCUGCCCCCUGAGAGGGAUUACAUGACCCCACAGCCCAACUCUGUGGUGGUUUCAGCUGCCUGCUCCAGCCCUUUUCUCAAAUGACACCUUGUUUCCCCUCGUGGUGCUUUUUCCUUAGCAGGAACCGUGGCUGCCUAUUUCCCUGCACGGCAGACAAGGCUUUGCUCCAGGUGAGAAGCAGGCUAGCCCAGGUCCUGUCCAUCUUAACCAGCAGGCACCACUGCACCCUUUUCUGGACAUUCACCUGCUCAUGGGAGGACCUUGAGAUUUCUCUUCCAUCUGCGAAGUACACUUGGCAUCAGUGUUUUGAAGCUCCUAGAGCAAUGCCAUGGCCCCUGCUUGCCUGCUCUUUCCCACCACUGACAGGGAUGGUGGGGGCAGGACCAACCUCCUUAAGAGCACAAGUGUAUAUAAUUUUUUAUCCAGAGCAGAGAGAAACUGGGCUUUUCUGGCACAAACAUAAGUCAAGGGGACAGACCCAAAGAGCAGCAAGGCUCCAGUCCCUCAUCUACUGUUCCCCAUCCCGUCGUCAGGCUUCUGAGCCUAGCUAGAGCAUAUGUAGGGGAGGCGCUCAUUGUCAUACCCAAACUUGCCCGCGGUUACUGAGCACGUGAGCUCCAACAGGGUUGAGCAGCUCACGACAAAGACGCCUGCCCCCGUCAGUAUUAGCAGCACCCUGUACUACAGGGUGCUAGUUCUGCUGUGCAGAACAGGGUGGUUGAGUUAGCGAGGGAAAGAAACCACCACCAAGCAAGACUUUCCUGCCUGACAUUCACGUCCGCAGUCAUUUUCAGUAGCAUUGUCUACUGCAUUUCUACCCCAGGAGAGGCUCAUAGCACUUGCCCUAGAUGCCAGGUGAGCCAUGCAACAUUAGCAUGCUCUGAUUUCCAAAAGAGAGGAGUGGAAAGGCUGGGAACUUAAAUCUCCAGCUUUCUGCAAAAGUUCUAACUCAUCUUACCAACUGGGCUUUUUAAACUCCGUAUCGUACCCGCCUUCUACCCCGUCUAUCUGUAUCUGCAGAGUAGUUUUACAAGCAGAGGGGAAAAAUUGUUACUGCCGAAAAGAACUUUUGCCACAUUCACUAGUUUUCUAAAAGCAAGGUCUGGCUCUGUUGGUCGUGCUGCUUUGGUUAAUAAACAAAUGAACAAACAA